AUGGCAAAGGGAUCGACAUGCUUAUCUCCAGAACGAUGGGUUAAGCCGCCUUUGGGAGCGUAUAAACUAAAUGUUGAUGCGUCCUUGGAUGUUAAUUCUAAUACUAUAGGCAUUGGGGCAAUAGUUCGAGAUACUACUGGGAAUGUGCUGGGAUGUCUAUGUAGAUCCUUAUUUGGGAAUUUUACAGUCAUAUUAGCAGAAGCUGUUGCAUUAAUGGUUGCGUUGGAUUGGUCUCUCACUCUUGGUCUUCCUCUUCAUGUGGUGGAAUCAGAUUGCUUAGCCUUGGUUUCAGCUCUCCCAAAGCGUUUUUCCCUUUGUAAUGAACUUGGUUCUUUAUUGGAUGAUAUUGCUAGUUUGCUUUCCAGUUUUCUUGAGGCAUUCCUAAUUCAUGUUCGUCGUACAGCCAACAAGGCUGCUCAUGAAUUAGCUGUGCAUGCACUUAGGGUGGAUGGUGAAUUGGCUUGGAUUGAGGAUUUUCUCUCUUUUCUUAUUGAUGUAUUAAGUUCCGAUUGUUGUUAA
Cannabis sativa is the source of this 519-nucleotide messenger RNA. RefSeq lists its product as uncharacterized. The record is from RefSeq and is a predicted model, not a curated record. Bases 1 to 519 code for a protein of 172 amino acids. The transcript is spliced from 2 exons. NCBI's taxonomy places the organism in Eukaryota, Viridiplantae, Streptophyta, Magnoliopsida, Rosales, Cannabaceae. Gene Ontology annotation, molecular function: nucleic acid binding; RNA-DNA hybrid ribonuclease activity.